AUGCGGGUCGAAGCGCUCGUUGUGAUGCUCGCGGCGCUACUGCUGCACGCGCACAACGACUUUGCGCCGCUGGACACGUACGUGGACUUCUAUUCGACAAGCCACUUGACCACUGAGCGCCAGUUUCGUGACUCGUACUACUCUGCGCGAGCCCUUUUUCGCACACGCGCCGAGGCAGCAGGUGCCAAGCUCUUUGUGCUCCCUCUGGAGCAUUUGCAGUCGCUAGACUUGACUGUGGAUGUAGCCGUGCUUCAAGGAUCGAGUGAGCGCGUACUACUGCAUGUAUCAGGGACACACGGCGUCGAGGGGUUUGCAGGGAGUGCCAUUCAGGCAGCGCUGUUGGAGCAAGCCGCGACGCCCUCGAGCUCUGCUUCACGACUCAAUCCCACGGUGAUCUUCGUGCACGCACUCAACGCGUAUGGCUUCGCUCAUCUUCGACGGUCCAACGAGCACAGCGUGGACUUGAACCGCAAUUGGCUCACUCCGGAACAGUUCCAAGAACGCCAAGCACGCGAGUUGGAUGGGCUUGGGUACGAAACUGUCUACGACCUGCUGAACCCGACGGACAUGAGCGAGAUCCGAAACUGGUUUUGGGUCAAAGGCAUGUGGCAUUUGGCUUCCCAGGGCUUUUACGCAAUCAAGCGGGCGACUGUCAGUGGGAACUACCGUUUUCCGUGGACGCUGUUUUACGGGGGAACCGAGCUUGAACCGAGCUUAGUGCUACUGCGAGAGUUUUUACAAAAACAUGUGGACUUUGACGUCGUGACGAAGUUUGCGAUGAUUGAUGUGCACACCGGACUCGGACCUGCUGGAGUCGACACACUCAUGCUGGGCACGGACAGCGAUGUGGCUGUAGCACGCAGUGUCUUUUUCGGCCCUGAGUACGCGAACAAGGUGGUUUUUGCGCACGAUAACGACAACCCGGUGUCUCGCGGCUACGAUGAUGUUGGCGGCCUUGUCUACAACGGUGUGGCCGGUCUGUUAUCGCCGCAAACGAAAGAAAAUGCAGUCUUGUUGUGUCAGGAAUUCGGGACAGUGCCUGGCGUUUUUAUCCUGAAGGCUUUGAUUGAAGAGAAUGUGAUGUACAAGCACGAUUCGUCGUCAGCAGCCCGAUUGCCGUACGCUCAGAAGCUCAGGGACGUGUUUUACCUACACCAGAGUAACUCGUGGAAGAGCGAGGUGCUGCGCCGCGGUGCUGACGUGUACGCUCGGCUGCACGAGUUUCUAGCUUCUUAA
Molecule: messenger RNA, 1236 nt
Organism: Hyaloperonospora brassicae
Lineage: Eukaryota; Oomycota; Peronosporomycetes; Peronosporales; Peronosporaceae
Source: the annotation of a GenBank genome assembly